CAAACACUUUUAUUCCUUCACUUUGUGACAACGACGCGCACCUUCGAUAAAUACAGACAUUUUAUGACAAAAGCAGUUAUUUCAAGACAACACCAGGAGACGGUUAGGUUGUGUCCCCAGGUCGCCACGAAGAGUGGUAAAAUUGUGAAAUAGCAGUUCUCUUCUGGUCGUCAUGAAGCUUGGUUCAAUUCUACCUACCUUGUUGCUGAGAUCGUGCAUCUCCUGCCUCGACGCGGCUCAUAUUGACUGGACACCUGAUGAAGGUUUAGACUUUCAGCUGGUAACAGUUCGCGAAUUGCCGCAAGCUGCCGUUAGGGGUCGGGUAGAACGAGGAUUGGAUGAAAAUCUCGCUACAAGACGGUACCAAUUUGAUGCCUAUAGUAAGCACUUCGAUCUUCGGUUACAUAGGAACAGUCGCAUUGAUAUCAAUAGCAUCCCAGUGUAUUAUGUGGCGGACGACGGGAGUAUCCUGAAGAAAGAAGAAGAGAGUGAAGAUGAUUUCGUCUUGUACCAAGAUAAGGGUAGUAAUGCGGCUGUUGGCAUGUCUGUUGUGGCGGAUAAAGAGAAAUUGGAGGGUUUUGUUGUUGACGGUGACACGAUGUACGAGUUGAGGCACGUAGCAGACGAUAACUACCACGUGGUGCGGAAGAAAAUUGAAAGCAUAAACGCAGUCGACGGCAGGGGUUUCAUUGAUACAGACACGGAAGUUCGACAUUUUGGCGGAACGAAGGAAGGAAACGCUCAAGAACGUCGGUCCGCUAAAACGAUUUCUCUUCCCGAACCACCGUUACUCCGAACCAAAAGACAUGGAAAGAAGACGAAAAAAACAAAAACCAAGAAGAACAAAAAAUCACCCAAAGCGAAAGGCUCACCCAGGUUCAGUGGGAACCAUAUUGACGCCUGCGUUGAACUUCUUAUUCUCAGUGAUGACUCGAUGUGGGAUUUUUAUAUGGCAAGGAAUGACCAGAACGUCGACAAAACUGAAUGGGAAUUGAAACGGCUUUAUGCUCAAACCACGAAUAUGCUGGACCUCACUUUUCAAAGAAUAGAAGAUCCAGAUUUGAAUAUCCACGUGGUGUUGUCAGCUUAUGUCAUUGUAACGAACUCCUCCCAGGCACCCGGCUUCGGUAGAUAUACUUUCCCUGGAGAACCGGAGAGAUUGGACAGAGUUCUGGUUGACGGAUACGAAACUUACGAUUAUUGGAGAGAAUUCCUACAAAAAUCUUAUAACUCAUUUCCAAAACACGACCAUGGCAUGGCUUUUACAAGGCGAGAUAUAACAAGCCGUACACCGGAAAAACCUUACCUUCUCGGUCUAGCUAAUGUGGGUGCAAUAUGUAAUGGAGCUGGUUCCACGUCUCUUGUUGAGGAUUCCGGACUGUUAUCCUACUUGACGGCAGCACAUGAAUUAGGCCACAGCCUUGGAGCUCUUCAUGACGUCACUCCUGCCUGUCAAGGGUACCUAAUGGCUGCCUCUGUUUUUGAGCUCAAUGUGACGACUCUUUUUCAACUUUAUAAGUUCUCCUCUUGUUCCAUAGAGAAAUUUAAAGAAACCCUGACAAAUGCCUGUUGUCUCGCUGACGGUGGACAGUACGAAAAUGAGAAGGAGUAUAAACAUUUGACGAAAAAGCUUCACGGUGACCAAUACGAUGCAGACGAACAAUGUCAGCUGGUAUUUGGAAACGAGUCGAAAGCAUGCACGCCUAUCGAAUCUCCAGAAUUUUGUCAUUUUCUACUAUGCAAUACUACGACAACAUGCCAUAACCAGCUGAAUCCGAUGGAUGGCACUUUCUGCGGAAAAGGAAAAUGGUGUAUAGAGGGCGACUGUGUAAGUAAAAGGGCGCCUCUUCCCUCGCACUAUACUCAACGACGCGGGGCUAGUGGUGAACCGACUUCUUGGUGUUCAGAAGUACGGCGGAAAUGACGGGAAUAUAAAGACUUGUAAAAUGCCCAGAGAAUACCUCCAUACGCCAUAGGCCUACCAAAUUUCUUUUAUUUGUAGUCCAGGAAAUACAUGUAUGUGCGAGCACUAUAUUGUUACAGUGUCAUUGGGAAAAGUAUAUAUAGUGGGUAUUGACGGUUUCUAUCAAUACUACCCGGAACACGGUCCAAGACAAGAUCCACAGGACAAGAAAGGGAAAGGUGGAAUAUAUUGUUUUAUGCUGCAUUCUAUUUCUUAAACGUGUUGUCAUAGCACAAACUUAUA
Molecule: messenger RNA, 2206 nt
Organism: Lingula anatina
Lineage: Eukaryota; Metazoa; Brachiopoda; Lingulata; Lingulida; Lingulidae
Biological process (GO): proteolysis
Molecular function (GO): metalloendopeptidase activity
Source: RefSeq, a predicted model, not a curated record